UUGUAACCAUAAUGUGCUCGUGUGAGUAUUGCUCCUAAACGGUUAUAUAUCUAAAGUGUGCUAACUUUAAUAAUAUCGUACAUCUGUACAUAUAUACUAUAUACUAUCGUACGUGUGUACUAUUGUGCAUUCUAUGGUUCUCGGCUUAGGUUCUGCUAAGCGCCAAAUAGAACCUCGUGUCCGCAUCAAGGUCACGCUGAACAAUUACAACAACAACAACAAGUUAACUUACUUGUUGAUUACUGGUUAAUAUUUGCUUCCAAUCAGUAAGUGUGCGGGUUCGUCAACGUCGCGUCUGACAACAACCACCGUAAGAGCAGUUCAAUUUCGGAAAGCUCACUGUUGCUAUUGUGACUUUUCGACUUCGUCAAAUCCCUUGCUGUUCUCAAGUAUCUACAACUGUUUCAAUGGCAACGGCAGAGCCAACCACUACGGCAGAACUGUCAGAACUAAAACAACAGCGAGCCUCGACGAAAGCGAGUAUUUCAAGAAUCAAGGCGUUCGUCAAAGGAAAGAGUAAUUCGCUCUCACAACCAGAACUGAAAUGUCGACUAGGUAUUUUAGAAUCAUAUUUUAAACAAAUCUUAGCUUUUCAGACGUUGAUCGAGAAAUUAGAUGCAACUGACUCAGCUAGAGAUGAAUUAGAAGACCUAUACGUUUCCACCAAAGUAUUAAUCAUGUCUCAACUGCAGGAAGAGGCCCACAAUGCAUCAGUGCUAGACGUAACAGCAAUGAUGCCCACCUCAAGUAAAAAAAUUACCACUGUUAAAAUUACCUACAUUCAGUGGUAAGUACUCGGAUUAUAACAAUUUUAUUAAUUCGUUUCUCCAAAUCAUAGAUCGCGAAAUAUACCUCACAAAUAUUGAAAAAUUUAAUCACUUACUGAAUUGCCUUACUGGUCAAGCUCUAGAGACAGUACAGGCAUUUCCUAUUUCGAAUGAAAACUAUCCAAAGGCUCUGGAUAGGCUUAAAUCGCGCUAUGACAAUAAUAGCCUAAUCUUCGCCGAAAAUAUCGCGACACUAUUUGAUCUACCAGCAGUAUCGGGUCAGUCAAGCCAACAACUUCGUAGUCUGGUAAACAAUGCAUCCGCUUUGUAUGGUUCACUCUGUUCGCUAGGUACAGAGAAACAAAUAUGUGAGGCUCUACUUAUCUCGCUAAUCAUGCAAAAAACGGACGCAAUUACACGUAGGAAAUGGAAUGAAUCGCGUAACUUCGACACAUUACCCAGUUGGGAAGAUUGCUCAAAAUUAUUGGAUAGGCAUUGCCAGUUUCUCGAAUCACUCGACAGUGGAAACGGCAAUCAGUCAUCAUCACAACGUAAACCUAAUAAUCUUAACUCCAAGAGUAACAGACGCUCAAAACAAUACGCAUUUGUUGCAUCUACAUCCAGCAAUUCUUGCUCAUUUUGUUCUAGCAAUGAACACCUAAUACAGAAUUGUCAUCGUUUUAAGGCACUGGAGGUGGUUCAAAGGUUUGAAAAGGUGAAGAGCCUAAAACUCUGCAUAAACUGCUUAUCGCCACGCCAUCAUGUGGUUAAUUGCACAUCAACGUUUAAAUGUAAGGUUUGCGCAAAGCCACAUCACACUCUCUUGCAUCAUUCGCAAUUGCCAACGAAUAUUAAGAGCGCGGGAUCAUCACGACGCACAGAACACGCUGCUAUGCCCAACGACAACGUUGCCAGCCAUUCCCAUCUUAAUAUGUCAUCGGCCGAGCAAAUAAUUCUAGCUACUGCAUUGGUUUUAGUGAAGGAUUCAUCGGGAAGUUAUCAAGUGGGUAGAGCCUUGCUUGAUUCAUGCUCUCAGGUCAACUUCAUAACGGAGGAGUUUUCAAAGAAGCUUAGUUUAGCAAAACAUAAACAUCGGUUGCAUGUUUCCAGUAUUGGUAGUUCGUUGACCAACAUAAAGUAUCAGACGCUCACAUCAAUCAAAUCUCGUCAUUCAAAUCUUGAACUUGCUUUAAACUUUGGUAUUACGAAUCACAUCGCAUAUCAACCAAGUUCUGAAAUCGAUAUAUCGUCGUGGAAGGUUCCACCAAAUACACCUCUCGCCGAUGAGCAAUUCUUUAAAUCCAAGCGCGUUGAUCUCUUGCUUGGAGCUGAAAGUUUCUUUGAUAUUUUGUCUGUCGGUCAAAUCAAACUAGGUGAAAAUCUUCCAGUACUUCAAAAAACACUAUUAGGAUGGAUUGUAUCUGGCAAGUACAAGGGUCAGCCAUUUGCAUCACCAGCAGCAAAAUGCCUAUUAUCAGUUGAAGAUACAGUCUCCGAUCAAUUAGAAAUGAUGUGGAAGAUAGAGGAAGUGCAACCGGCUUCAAAGUCAUGGUCACCAGCACAUGUUGCGUGUGAGUCAUUAUAUCGUGAAACGGUCCACCAAAAUGCGAUGGGAAGAAUUGUCGUUCGGUUACCAUUCAAAGAUUCGCCAGAUUGUCUUGGUUUGACACACAAUAUCGCCUUACGCCGUUUUUGUUCUGUAGAACGGCGAUUGUCAUCUAAUCGUGCACUGAAGCAAGACUAUCAAGAAUUCAUGAAACAAUAUCGAGAGCUCGGACACAUGACGCGUGUUGAGACUCCGAAAACCAACGAACCUCAUUAUUAUAUCCCUCAUCAUUGUGUUUUAAAACCGUCGAGCACUUCGACCAAGCUGAGGGUGGUUUUUGAUGCGUCAUGUCCAACAACUUCGCAACGUUCAUUAAAUGAUAUUCUACUGGUCGGCCCGACAAUUCAGUCGGAGUUAUAUUUGUUGCUACUUCAAUUUCGUUUGCACCGAUAUGCCUUGACGGCUGACAUUGUUAAGAUGUACCGACAGAUACUGAUAGAUGAACCAGAUCGAAAAUUCCAAUAUAUUUUUUGGCGAGAUACGGAGUCCGAUCCUGUUAGUACUUACGAGUUGAAUACAGUCACUUAUGGUACUGCAUCAGCACCUUUCCUAGCAACCAGGAGUUUGCAGUAUUUGGCGGACAAAUUUGAAACACAAUACCCAAUAGGCGCUGCACUCAUUAAAUCAUCGUUCUUUGUCGACGACUUCUUAGGUGGAGCAGAUUCCAUUGAUCAACUCACCAAUAUCAGACAUCAGUUAACGGCCAUUCUACAGAAGGGUUGCUUCGAUCUUGACAAAUGGCAUUCAAACCAUCAUGACUUCAUCAGCGAUACUACAACAAAGAGUUUGAAUCUUGAUACAGAUACAGUCACCAGCGCUCUAGGCAUCAAGUGGCACCAAAUGCAAGAUGUUUUCCUAUUUUCGUUUAAUGCACAACCAGGUCAUAUUGUAACAAAACGCACCAUCUUAUCCCUUGCGUCUUCAUUAUUCGACCCGCUUGGAUUACUAGCACCGAUCAUACUCGUAGCCAAAAUUAUGAUGCAAGAAUUGUGGCUUUUGCGUGUGGACUGGGACGAGUCAGUCCCUCAAAAUCUUCACUCAGCUUGGAAAACAUUUAUUCAAGAUCUUACAACGCUUUCAUCGGUUAAGGUGCCGAGAUACUGCCUAUCCAUAAACUAUCAACAGGUUGAUGUACACGGUUUCUGUGACGCUUCAAUACGCGCAUAUGGUUGCUGUAUAUUUCUCCGAUCACAAAACACAUCAGGUAAGGUGACGGUCAGGCUAUUCGCUGCAAAAUCCCGUGUGGCACCUAUAAAGCGGAAGUCGUUACCUAAACUAGAACUCUGUGGUGCCUUACUUCUUGCCAAACUGUAUCAGAAGGUCCAACCAAUAUUUGCGCAAUUUAAGGGUGAAACGUUUUUUUGGACUGAUUCACAGAUUGUAUUACAUUGGUUGAAGCAGCACUCAUCAACCCUGUCUGCAUUCGUUGGCAAUCGAGUAGCGGAAAUUCAAGAUAUUACCGCAAAUGGGCAAUGGAGACACGUUCCUACCCAAUCCAACCCGGCAGAUGUUGUGUCGCGCGGCUGUAACAUCCGCCAAUUAUCAGAGUCUUGUUGGUUUACGGGGCCGGAAUUUUUGUUACUCGCUGAUAAAUACUGGCCGCAUUUGAAAUGUCACAACCUGGAUAUGGAAGAAGUCAAUAAAGAGACGCGAAAGGUUGUAUUCGUUAACACAAAUGAAGACAACUACGUAUUACAGGUAUUGUCAAGAUAUAGUUCAUACACUAAGAUGCUACGAGUAAUAGCGCAGGUACAGCGUUUUUAUCAUGUAACCAAGAAUAAAUUGAAGAACGGAGAAUGUACCCUCCAACCUAUUCAGCUACAAAAGGCAUUGCACUGUAUUAUUUGGGUCAUCCAACAGCAAUUCUUCGAAAUUGAUAUACAACGCCUACAACGAGGGAACCCAGCCGAAGGUACAUUAAAGCAUCUAAAUCCCUUCCUGGACAAUGUAUUCGGUUAUCAAUUACUAAAGGUGGGAGGUCGCCUCGAGCUGAGUGACAUCUCAGUAGGCCAACGUCACCCUAUUUUGUUGCCGAAGGGCUGUUAUUUUGUGGAACUUUAUGUUCGGCAUAUACACUUGUGCAACUAUCAUGCAGGCGCAAAAGCACUAAUUGCCCUUACUCGACUAAACUUCUGGAUAAUUAAUAUUCGAGAAAUUGCACGCCGAGUCGUGCACUCGUGUAUUCACUGCGUGCGUUAUAAACCCAAACUACUUAAUCAAAUGAUGGGUAAUCUCCCAAUCGAACGCCUCACUCCAAGCCGUCCAUUCGCGCGUACUGCGGUAAAUUUUUGCGGUCCGAUAUUAACGUAUCUCCGAAUUCGGGGACGGGUUCCAUAUAAGACCUAUAUAGCCGUGUUCGUUUGUUUGUCUACAAAGGCAGCUCAUCUAGAAGCCGUGUCAGACUUAUCUACGGAGGCAUUUAUUGCAGCACUGAAAAGGUUAAUCGGUAGACGAGGGUUACCAUCAGACAUCUAUUGCGAUAACGCCACAAACUUCGUUGGGGCUAACAACAAACUAGUAGAGUUAAAAAGGAUGUUUUUCGAGAAGUCUAAUCAAGUGAUGCUGCAGACCUUUUGCAGCAACCAAUUCAUAAAUUUCAAUUUUAUACCGCCCCGAGCACCUCACUUUGGAGGUCUAUGGGAAGCGGCUGUAAAAAGCGCGAAAGGCCAUCUGUAUCGAACACUAUCAAAUACUCGAUUCACCUUUGAGGAGCUUGGAACAGCACUGAUUGAAAUCGAAGCCAUCUUAAAUUCGCGACCAAUCACACCUCAUUCUUGUGACCCGAGCGACUACGAAGCGCUAACGCCGGCACAUUUUCUUAUCGGUGGGCCGCUCAAAACUUUAUCUGAACCAAGUCCUCAGUAUGAAGCUGCUUCAUUAAUUGAUAAAUGGUCUCGUAUAACCGCGGUCAAACAUCACUUCUGGCGCAGAUGGUCUAGAGACUAUCUGAAUGAGCUGCAGAUACGCACCAAAUGGACAGAAGAACAGUCUAACAUCACCGAGGGGGCUCUGGUUAUAAUCCAUGAAGACAAUAUGCCUCCACUACGCUGGUUGAUGGGCCGAAUCGUGCAUUGCAUCAGGGGUCCAGAUAAUUUGGUUCGUGUUGUUGAUGUGCAAACCCCAAAAGGAGUAAUACGCCGUCCAAUCCACAAACUCGCACUAUUACCAAUUGAAAAUCCUUUCAAGGGGGGCGGGAUGUUAGAGCGGUUAAAGUCAAAUUGUUAAUA
Molecule: messenger RNA, 5600 nt
Organism: Teleopsis dalmanni
Lineage: Eukaryota; Metazoa; Arthropoda; Insecta; Diptera; Diopsidae
Exons: 2
Coding region: 1162-5598 (1478 amino acids)
Biological process (GO): DNA integration
Molecular function (GO): nucleic acid binding
Source: RefSeq, a predicted model, not a curated record